UUUCAAUUGUUAGUAAGUUGAAACCAUUGUUUUUAGGUGUGACUGUGGAGCCUAGCGCAAAUGUAGGCAAGAUUAUGUAAGCUUCUGGGGAUUAAUAUGUUAUGUCAUUUUAUCAAAGGUUUAUGAUAUAAUAGAUAUCAGGGAGACACUGAAGUUUCCAAAUCAGGCCUUAACAGCUACAGUUUAAAUACUAGAAAUGUUUAUACUGUAACAUGCUGGUUAAGCCUUUGCACGCGAGCUUUUAAACUAUGCAUGCAUGAAGACAAUGGUGAGAGUCCUCUACCUAACAACACAAGAGGAAGAAAACUAUCCAAAACAGCUGUAGCAGAUGACAAUGGGAACUUCAUUGAAAAGGGCACAAGAAGAAGGCAAGUCCUAAAAAAACCAGAAACUUCAACAUCCAAGAGUAAGGCUCCCUCAAAGAAAACAGACUCCAGAGAAAAUGGAAACAUGGUGGAGGGCUUGGGAAAUGGCGAAAAUGGACAGACCAAUGGGAAUGCUUCACUGAAUGAUCUUGAUGACAGACAUGUGAGCAAAGAAGAGGAAAAUAAAAAGCACAAGAAAUCCAGAAAUCAUACUGCAGCAAUGGACAAUGAAGUGGAAAUUGCAAUAAAAAUGAAGUCUGAAAAUUCUCAUAUACCAAAUGGGAAUGCUGCUAAAGAGGAAGUAGCAGAGGGGGAUAUCUCGGAUGGAGCUAGCUAUGAUCCUGGUAGUGAGGAGGAGGAUAGCAAUACUGAGAUGGAAGACAUCCUUAAUGAGUCUUCAAAUACCAGCACAACAUUAAGGAUUGAAGACAGUGAUGUAAAUGAAGACCCUUUCCGAGAGGGAUCUCACUUUGAGGUGGAAAAUGGCAUGUUUAAAUGUGAAUUUUGUGGUGUAUUGAAGACAGAUGUAACCGAAUUAAAGACACAUUUAAGGGGACACACUGGGGAACGCCCUUUUCUAUGUUUGGUGUGCAACAGAGCUUUCAAUGCUAAAAGGACACUGCUUUAUCACCAGUUUUCAGUGCAUGGAAUAGAACAUAAAAGUGUUGCUGCCAGAUACCCUGACAUACGCAAGAGAAAGUUUGAAGCUGGAGAACUAGUGGAUGAGUCUGUCAUUCAGGAGGUGGACAAGAAACGAAGGAAGUUUGAGAAUGAGCAUGGUGUUGAUCUUGUGACUGAUCCCCUCGAUAACAGCCUGCCAUUCCUUGUGAAUGGUGUAGUGGUAGAGAACAGUAAAAAGCGGGUCUGUGAAAUUUGCAAAAAAGUGUGCAUGAAACCCAGUGAUUUAAAGAGACACAUGAUGUCGCAUACAGGUGAAAGACCAUUUAAAUGUGAGGUGUGUGGUAAACCAUUUAGAGCUAAGAACAGCAUGAUGUAUCACCUAAAAUCAGCUCAUGGCUAUAUGGUUGAGUUAAGUCCUGGACUUGAAGAGCGCUAUCUAAAAUUGAAAAAGCAGUCAAAGGUACCAACAGACAAAGGAAGAUCUAAUAAUGCUGGUCCCUACCAAAAUAAUCAGACAACAGUCUCACCAAAUCUGUCCCCAGAAGGAAACCCAGACCAAGCUGUGUUCCCUACAGCUUCUACAAAUCACCCAGUGGCAUAUAUGCCACUUUUCAAACCUCUACAAAUGCAUGGAAAUGGAGAGACUCAGACUUUCUACAAUUGUAGCAGUAACUCUUUCAAAGACCAGCCUGAUGAAUCAUCAGGACAUUUCAAGCAGAAGGAUAUGGAAUUUGAAUCUGUCAAUCCCAAAAUAUUUGCUCCCAGACUAUCACUGAAUGUUCCUAAAUUAGUAAAACCAGGUGGAAAUCCAGUAGGAAAAGAAAUCCAUCAAAUAUUCAGCUCAGGAUCCUGUGAUAUCAAGGUGGACAGUGAGACUGUCCUAGUGACACGACUGGAUGGAACUCUAUCCACUUCUGGUCAGAAGGUGUGCGCCUAUAAAUGUCAUCUCUGUGGAAAACUGUUCAAUUACCUCAGCAAAGUACAGUUCCAUCUCUCUUUUCAUUUUGAGAGGGAAAUUAAAACAUAUCAUUGUAAACAUUGUUCUGCCUCAUUUCCAUUCCAGUUCCAGAUGCACAGACAUCUACGUAAAUGCCAUUCCAGAGUAAUCAGUAAAGAUUUAUCUACCUCAGCUACUGAUCCUUCCUCCACUUGUACAAACAGCACUGAUUUAACUUCAGCAACUUCAUUAGCAGAACAUUUUAGUGUGUUGAGAUUCAAAAGAAACGAUAACGAAUCAUAUGCUUGCAUGAUCUGCAAGAAGUCUUUUUGCAAGGAAUCGUCACUACUGAAACAUAUCAAGAUGCACAGCAACCAUGAUUUUUGUUACUGCCGAGACUGUGGACAUGGGUUUUCUGAUUACGAGUUUCUAAAGGAACACUUUGAACGGGAGCACAAGGGAAGAGAUGAGAGUCAUCAUCAUGUUAAAACAGAGGAGUCUUGUAAUACACUGCUAUCUCAUCUACUAAAAAAGACAUCUGGAUGUGGAAAAGGUGAAAGUCAGACUGAAGUAGUCAUUGAUAUAGAGAGUCAAGAUGUGGAAGAAAGGAAAGCAAAAGAAAUGUUGGAGAGGGCAGGAAUUGGAGAUGAAGUAACAGUGGUUUUACCAUGUGAUCCAGAGGAUGAGGGAAAGGUCAAAGAAAAGAAAUCUGAUUUGAAAGAUUGGCAAGAGGAAGAAGAGGAAAAAUCUGAUUUUGUAAGCAGUUCUGAAAUACAAACAGCCCCUAAAAUGUCACUGUUAGCUAAGGUGCCUGGUAAAUCAAAGAGAAAGGCAUCACAACCAGUCCGACUAAAUCAGUUAAAUGGAGCAAAGUUAGAAUCUGAUGCUGACCAGGAAGAGGAAAUACAAAAAGGUCCAGAAGAAUUAGAACCUGUAGCUAACAUUAAAGUUGAGGAGGACAAAGAAUCUAUAGACAAAAUAAAUUACUCUUCACCCAGUUCCAUUUCUAGAUCAUCCUCCCCAGCAAAGUCACCCACAUCAUCCGAUGUUGAUUAUAAGCUGCCAACUGCUCUUCCUGCAUCUGGUUUUUGGCCUCCUCACUUGAUGCCAAAUGCUCAAUUUCCACAUUCAUUGCUGGCAACAGGACAGAUGCUCCAGGCUAUUGCUGCAACAGGUCACAUAACUAGCCCUACGUCACUAGCACAGGCUUUGACUAAUCCCGCUGCUCAAGCAAUGUUAGCAUCAGGACAGAUGCCCACCAUAGCUCAAGCUCUGGCCAGUAGUAGCCACAUUCCAGCCACUCUUGCUAAAACCAUGACCUCAGCAUCCUCCCAGUUCAUGCCUCCAGGCUUGGCAUCCACUGCUGCAUUCAUGCAUCCAUCAUUUCCAUUUUCCCAAAUUUAUGCAUUUCAAGCUGCUGCUGCCGCUGCUCUUCAACAAUCAAAAUUGAACAACAAUGUCAAUAAAGCAGGUAUCAAAACAGAAAUGAUCGAUAACCUGAAACUGGAAUCUUCUGAUCCAGCUGAUGCCAACUGCUCAUCUCCAGGUGCUCCUCUUGACCUGGCAACCACUUCCUCCCUUGAUGCUAAAAAUAGCAACAGUCCCUCUACUUCUUCUGCGGGAAAUAUGAGUGAUGGUUCCAUACGACUUCCUGAUGACAUGUCCCCUAACACGUCUACCCAGGGGGAGCCAGCAGAGGAUUAUAGGGAUGGUCUGGUGGGGAUGCCAAAGGUCCAGUGGUCUCCUGGUGACCCCAACUCACCAUUCAGCUGGCACCACAUGACCACUGAUGGCAGGAAAGUUACCUCCCUCUCCAGAACUCACUCAAGACUUCCUAUUGUGAAUUCUCCUGUUAACCGAGACCAGAUAUGUAAACCAACAACGCUGGAUGAUGGUAGACAGGUGUUUAGUUGUCCGUUCUGUAGUAAGAACUUCUCAUCAUACUCGGAUAUCAACAGGCACAUGGAUUUUCAUGAAGAUAUACGCCCCUACAAGUGCAAAUAUUGUGAAUAUUAUGCCAGGACAAACAGCCAGUUAAAAGUUCAUAUGAUGAGACAUCAAGGUAUCCGAGAGUUUUGCUGCAAAGUGUGCAACUACAAAGGUGUGACACAGUCAGACUUGAACCGCCACAUGAAAUCCCAGAUCCACAUGCUGAAGUCCAGAAAUGAGUGCACUUAUUGUGGGGAGGGUUUUGUAACAGCCAAGAACUUGGAGAAACAUCUGGAUGGGAACUGUAUCGUAAAAGUUCAACAGGAAAAGGGGGAAUACCUCUUCUGAUCAUAUAAGUUUCAGGGUAGAUAAUUCAUUGAUAUAAAGUUUAUUGAUGUAUUUGAUGAUUGUCUUUUUUUUCUUCUUAAAUGUUUUUAACUUCCUGAAUUGGAUUGGACAAAAUACAUGUAUAAUACUGCAAAUUAGAAGGGAGAGAAUUUUAACAUUUAUUCACAAGAAAGAGCUGUUAUAUAGAUGUUUUUGUUAGUGCAUGAGUGAGACACUUUGUCCUGAUUUUACAUUUCGAAAUCCACGUUAAGUUUUCUUGCUCCUAAUUGUUAGGUGAUAUGUUCAUGUAAUUUUUUUUGUGUCAGGAUUAUGCAUUAUUACCUCAUAUUGUCAAUGAUAUUUCCAUGUGUGUUGUAAUAUAUUUGAAUUAUAGUAUUUGCUACAAGCUGUUGAAUGCUGAUACUUAUUUUUGAUUUAUACCUGUGUCACCCAGGAGCAUAUAAUUUACUGUAUACUCAGUUUUAGUUGUUAGAAAUGUUAAUAAAUGUAUAUUUUAUUAUGUGUUACAAUAUUACAAGAAUAUGUUUUACAUUUUAAGUUUUCCAUAGUUUAUUUGUCCCAGAUAUUAGAAAAUCUCCCAAUAUGUACAAAUACGUGUAUAUUUUAAACAGCUUGAAAUAGCCUCUAGGUUGUGCAACAUUAUUUUUGUUACCAUAUAUACAAUCUUAAAAAAAAAGAAACAUUCCGUUUUGUUUUUAUGCCAUUGUGAUAAUUUUUCAAUCAAAUUGUUUUAUUAACAUAGUAUAUCAUUGGACAGAGAGAGUUUACUUAUAAUUUUUUGUGUUCUUUCUAACUUGUUACAAGUAGGAUUUUUUUGCUGUUUGUACUACAAAAAGUUGUCUAUGUAAGUCAUCUGAAUUUUUUAGGAAUCAAAUUUCUAUACGACUCCAGAUGUCAUGAAAUCCUAAUUAUUUCAAAAGACUGUAUUUCUUUAAUAUUCAUAACAUUUCAUUUCCACAUGCUCUGACAUGCUUUCAAGGUAUUUGAAUACCUUUAAAUUUUCUUUCAAAAAUGGAAAUUUUGAUUAAAUGAAAAGUUUAAAUGAAAAUCAUUUACAUGUGCAUCAAAUUUCCUUUUGAAAAUCCUUUAAGCUCAAAACUAGCAUUUGCAGCAUUCAAAACUUUUCAACGGAUGGGAAUUAUCUAGGUACUAACUUUUUCUUAUUUAUAAAUUAAAAUUACUUCACCUUUCAUGCCAUGAAAUUCAGUGUACAUGUUUCUGUCAAGAUCCUGACAUAACGCAUGUAUUUACAGCAAAAAUCAACAACAUGUAUUUUCAAAACCUUCAAAUUUCCAUAUCCUUAAUAGAAGUUUUCACUGGUUUAUUAAGACAUAUAUACACUGUAUAUAUAUUUUUCUUUUUAUCAUUCUAAUCAUGUUUUGAAAGUAUUUAAGAGCCCCAUUCCAUGCACAUGAUAUUUUUUACUAUGUUGCUACAUUGCAUUAUUUUUGGUAAUAUUAGUGCAAUUGGACCAAGUUUGGCAGCCAUGUUUUUUGUUCAUGUAGAAUUAUUGUAGUGUGAUUUCUACUGUUUGGAUCUGAUUUCUACUCCUCCCCCUGUUCACACCUAGUACAUGUGAUCCGUACAUGUCAAGGCUUUCUUACAGAGUUUUUGUUUAUUAUUCAUUGCCAUUUAAGAGUCACAAACUUAUGUAAUUUAUUUAUAGAAUAUAAUUAAACAUUCCAUAGUUGUAAUUGAUUUAUAAAAUGCAUAAAGUUUAAGUGAUGAUAAUGUACGAAAUUUUAUUUGAUCAUUCCGUCUACCUGUACAAGGAGGAUUUAUUUACUGUUAUCUGUUUUGACACUGUCAGAGAUAAAGUUUACUGGAGUUUUUUUUUUUACAUUCAGGAUCGAAAUAGUAGUAUUUGUAGUGCUGUCUUACUCAUCAUAGUAAUUCCAUAGGCACUAGUUUCUGUAAUAAAAGAUUACUCCUACAGUAGUAUAGUACAUGUAAUUAUGCCAUGAGGGUAACAAAUUUUUACAGGAACAAGUGCUGUAAGUAAUUCCCUUAUAUACAAUUGAAAUCCAGAUAAUUUGUAAAUAUGUAAUUAUAUUGUUUUAUAUCUAUAUAUCUCAACCUACAAGGAAGAUUUACUAUCUAUAAUGUUAAUUAAUCAAAAUCCUUUAUCUUUUUUCAUUCCUUUUGUUGAUAUGUGUACAAUUUUAUAGGGAAGACUGCUCUUUCCAAAUGUUGUUCAUUGAUAAAUACUGUGAGUUACUAGAAAUAAAGAACAUUUUAGUCUUA
Molecule: messenger RNA, 6444 nt
Organism: Saccostrea echinata
Lineage: Eukaryota; Metazoa; Mollusca; Bivalvia; Ostreida; Ostreidae
Product: ras-responsive element-binding protein 1-like
Exons: 7
Coding region: 253-4200 (1315 amino acids)
Biological process (GO): regulation of transcription by RNA polymerase II
Cellular component (GO): chromosome
Molecular function (GO): chromatin insulator sequence binding
Source: RefSeq, a predicted model, not a curated record